UCAUGGCUUCAAGGCCAGUUUUUUCAUGGCACUUCUGUCUGAAUGGUUCAGGGGUCGAAGCGGAGGCUUCAUUCUCGAAAGGUUUUGGUUUUUCGGGGCGUUUUCUGUGUUUGUCUCCAUGAGCAGGUAACCCACCUUGACUGGUAAGGGUGGGUUACCUGAGAAAAGGUUCCACUCUCACGUCCCCUCUGUCCUCCAGGAAACGUCAGCUCUUUCUGUUUGUUCAGCGCCGCUUCCUACCGCAGCUGUCAGUGCGCACUGAGCCAAACCUCGUUGAGAAAAAGCGCAAUUUAACGUUCAUUCAGGUCACCGACGAAGAAGAAGCCACAUCUAAAACCCACUAAGAUGAAUCGAUAUUGAGAGUCAACUGGAGGUCAGCACCUUUUGGGAUGAGAUGUUCAUCUCAACCAAAUGAGGGAUGAUGACUCGAGGACGUCUCUGACCACCAGUCAGCUCUCUGAAAGCCCUGCUGCAGAGUUAGAACCCAGGAGAUGGAUUCCAGCAUUGAGCGUGUGGAAGUAGACAACCUGAUCGACUUUGACCAGCUUCCAGAGUCCACGUCUCUCAGCGUAGACCAAGGUCAGCACCAGGACCACAAAGACGCCUUCUCACCCGAGCCGCCGUCCUCCAGAGACCACCAGCAGCCAUUACUGCCUGAGCCCAUGGCGCCAACAAAAGCCAGUCCCCACCAUUACCUCCACCCAGAGGACAGUGGUGAUGGUGGGGACCAUGACAGCGACGCCACAGAAUCGGCAGACAGCGACAACGACAUGGGCCAGCUGUCGGAAAUGUGGGACCUGAGGAGGUCAUCAUCUUCAUCCAAUCACAGCGGUGAGGACGCCGAUGCCGAGACGGUGGAGAGGAGGCAGUUCAUGAAGGCUUACGUGGAAAAUGUUUUCCACGGAAAACAGGACUUUGACCAGGAGGAGAAGGCUCGUUUCGGAGAGCUGUGCGGUGGAGAGAAUGGAAAAGGCCGGGAGUGGUUUGCCAAAUAUGUCAGCGCCCAGCGAUGCCACUCCAAAUGCGUGACCGAAGCGACUUUUUACAGACUGGUCCAGUCUUUUGCUGUCGUCCUGUUUGAAUGUUACCAGAUGGACGACUACAGCCCGGCCAAGAACCUCAUGACCAUGUGCUUCACGUACUAUUACAUGGGGAAGUCGCAGCCGUCUCCAUCAGAGCUACUGGAUCGUGGUGGUCCUCCACCUGGUCUGGACUCCUACAUCAACAAAGCCAAUUCCUGGCUGUCGGGGAAGAAAGACGCCGCUGAGCGCCUCCUUAAAAACACAUCUAAAAGUGAUGUGAAAGGCUUCUUCGGCGGCCUGGAGAGCAAACUGAGAAGCUCAAUAGCCCCCAAGUCUGAGGAUGGGGAGGGUCCUGUUGAGACCAAGCCCAAAUCACCAGAGUCAGACGCUCCUGAAGAAAAGAAAGUAGAAAAGGUGUAUCUGUACACUCACCUGAAGCAGCAACCCAUCUGGCAUACGUUACGAUUCUGGAACGCAGCGUUUUUCGAUGCCGUCCAUUGUGAGAGGGAGAAGAGAUCUCCGACCACCAGUGGAGUGCAGGAUGAAGAGAAAGACGAGAGGGAGAAAUGGUGUCACAUGACGGAGAAGGAGAAGGAGGACAGCUUCAGAAUGGAUGAGAACAUUGCAUUCGGCCAGCUGGGGACGUUCACUCACAACAUGCUGGCGUUCGGGCUCAGUAAGAAGCUCUGCAGCGACUUCCUGAAGAAGCAGGCGGUCAUCGGGAACCUGAAUGAAGAACAGUACAAGCUGCUGACUGACCACAUCGAGAAGAUGGCGGCGGAGUGAGCCCACCCACCUGACGCAUCAUCUCUGUCUCUGCUCUCUAAUUGGUUGUUGUUGCUGGACAAACGAGCCAACCUGCAGCAUCGAGCCGUAGUAUCCAUCAGCACCGCGUCCUGGUCCAGCAAUAAUCCCAGAAACGCCAUCACCACCACAGAAAGUCCAGCAACCCUCUGGUCUCAGACUGCGACUCAUCCAGCUGUCAAUCUGAGCAAUAAGAGUUCACCUGUAAUCUGAAGUCCUGAAAACAGGUCGUUGUGGUCAGUAAAACAUGUCUCCUCCUCCAGGCUCUGUAAUCAGGCUGCUUUUAUUGUCUUAUAUCAGGAAGAUCUAAGACUUCUCAUCCCUGCAAAGUGCCUUCCUCCCUCUGAUGUCACUGCUCUGAUAUCACCGCUCUGACUCCACUGUGUGAUGUCGUCGUCCUGCUGCAUGCUGCAUGUUUUUGUCGUGACCUGGUUCUGCCACCGGGGGGCAGCAGUGUGGUGAUCCAGACGCCCCCUCUGGUGUGGAUCUGUGGUUAGAAGUGUAGAACCCGUAGAUGUGACGUGUGUUCUCAUUCUGUGUUGGUGUGCAGUGGAAAUGUGAAACUCCCCCUUAGCCCCAUGCACGAGUCCACCUCAUUCUGGAGUCCAUUCAAACUUUAUUUAAACUGCAAACACAUGACGGUGUGGACUUUAGAGGCCCGAACUGUGUGUUUUACUGUGUUUUACUGUUGCAGCUCAUUUUAGCCGUUUGCACUACAUUUAGUUUCAUUCUGACUCCAGAUCACAGCUGGAAUUACAGUUCACUGUUAAAUAAAUGUCCUGAAAUCUAAAUGUGUGAAUAAACUGUGUCAAUAUCAUUUAAAAUAUAAAAAUGUUCACCAUGUAAAACUUA
Melanotaenia boesemani (Boeseman's rainbowfish) is the source of this 2678-nucleotide messenger RNA. Its product is annotated as KIAA0513 ortholog. NCBI's taxonomy places the organism in Eukaryota, Metazoa, Chordata, Actinopteri, Atheriniformes, Melanotaeniidae. The coding region runs from base 492 to 1808 and encodes 438 amino acids. The record is from RefSeq and is a predicted model, not a curated record. The transcript is spliced from 13 exons.